ACCUAAUGGUAUGGGAAGCUGAGACAGACUAGUUUUACCCACAAAGAAGGAAAUGUGUUUGGAGAAACAACCAGCAAUGUGUUUCUAUUCUCUGGAAGAACUUGUAUAAGAUAAGAAAUGCUAGCAUGGGUUUUAUUAACUUCUUAACCUAUUUUCUGGCUGCUGGUGCCAUUAGUCUGGGAAUUGGUUUCUUAGCUUUGUCAUCUGCUUUGUGGUUCCUGAUUUGCAAACGAAGGGAAUUACUUCGAAGUCCCAUCAUUAAAUCAAUUGAUGAAAAGCUGAAACAAAGACUAUACAAACGGAGAGCUAAACCUCAGUCUGUUUUCAUUUCCCGAAACUUUCACACUGGCCAACCUCAACCACAGGUGGAGCACAGAGAAAGGGAAGCAGCACAAAUGAAAGCAGUCAACUCUAAAGAUGAACUCUGCCUUCCGGACCUGGUGGACAGAGAGUCCCCUGACAUGCUCUCAGUAGAAAACGGCAACAGUGUGACAGGGAGCUUGUCAACGUUCAUCCCUAGUUCUUACUAUAGCCAAAGCGUGGAAGCAGCUGAGGAGUGGUUCUUGAAUGACUCUCUAGAAGCCAAGACUCCCCCAGAGCCUUUACUUGGGGAACCUCUAGCAGAAAAGGUGUUAGCAUACCUGUCAAGCAUCUCAUUAGAAGAAUGGCCUAGAAACACAGUGAAUGUGACAUUUUGUGGCAUUCAAAAAGAUGAAAACACUAAGGAAAUGUUUUCACAAAGAAACACAGAGGCUGGCAUACAAAACCUUCCAUGUGAUACUGAAUAA
Molecule: messenger RNA, 788 nt
Organism: Microtus ochrogaster (prairie vole)
Lineage: Eukaryota; Metazoa; Chordata; Mammalia; Rodentia; Cricetidae
Gene: C11H1orf185
Product: chromosome 10 C1orf185 homolog
Exons: 5
Coding region: 126-788 (220 amino acids)
Source: RefSeq, a predicted model, not a curated record